UGCCCUGUAUCGUUGUCUCCAUACUGAUAUGACUGUCGACCUGUAUCGCAAGCUACCGAUAACUUAACGCCGCCGCCGAUAGGAGUCCAGCCAAGCCGCGACCCAUCCGCCGACAAUCAGACACUGCAGCCCAGAGGACCAUUGCCACAGCCCAGGAACAGUACGACGCCGCCGAUAGGAGUCAAGCCAAGCCGCGACCCAUCCGCCAAGACGCCGAGUACACCUGACAAUCGUCCCUAUCCCACUGUCACUGUUUUUGUAUACGGACUAUGGUAAUACCAUAGUAUACUACCUAUACAAAAAUAUAUACUUUUUCCUCCAUACUUCCCCCAGUAGUAUUGUGUACGGACUACGGCAGUACCGUAGUAGUAUACCUACACAAUAUUAUUUGGAUCAACCAAUCCAUCCUCCCCUCAGGUUAUACACCCGGACACCGUGAGUUAAUAUUAUAUAUAUAUAUAUAUAUGUGUCAUCUGUGUUGUGUAUCGUAUUUACUUUUAUUAUAUGCUAAAAGCAAAUUAAUCUGACAAAAGAAAAUAAUGUAAUUUAUAAUUAAUUAUUGUAAAGAUUAUAUUACUUAAAUAAAGUAUACGGAUUUGACGCUCUAAAACGGAAAGUUUAGUAGUGUAAGUCAUUUCGUGACAAUUGGCGCCCAACUUCAAGGCUCGAUUUGGAAGAAAAUUCUACUUCGACUCCGAGAUCUUCACCAUUUUGCAAAGAAGAAAAAAAAAAAAAAAAAAAAAAAAAAAAACUACAUCUUUAAAAAUGCCACCGAAAAGGCAGACAAUCAAUGAAGAAACAUUCCAAACAUUCAAAAAAGAAAUCGAAAGGAAUAGUCAAUUUCUGGUACAACAACUAUUAAAAAAGAUAAACGAUAAUGAAGAAAACUACAAUAAAAAGAUCAAAAAUAUUAAAGAAGAUUACGAUGAAAAAAUCGAAAAACUUAAAAAAGAAGUACGAGAAAUCAACAAUAAAAAUCAAAAUAAUAUGACACGUGUGGAGGAGCAUAACGUACGGAACUCCAACAUAGAAAUAUCAAAACCGACAUUUUAUGGCAAUCAAAAAGAUCAACACCCGAUAGAUUUCUUACAAAAUUUAGAAGAAUAUUUCAAAGUCAAACAAAUAAGCAGAGAAGAAAGACUGAUCGUCAUGCGAGACUGUCUCAAGAACGCUGCAAAUAAUUGGUACUUAACAAUCAAAUUUCAAAUUAAAAAUUACUCUGAGUUUAGAGAUGCGUUUAUUGAUGAAUUUUGGUCGAGAGAAAUACAAAUUCAGACAUGGAGUAGUUGUCUCAACACAUCACAUGUACCAAAUAAUACUACAUACAGAGAACACUUCUCACAAUGGGCAUCCCGACUACGUCACCUACAAGUCCCACAAUUAUCAGAAGAAGAAAUAGUAAGGAAUAUAGCGAGUCAUUACCCAGGGUAUCUCAGAGCAAUAUUGGUAUCUCUACCAGAAAAAUCAAUUUUCAACGCCAUGAAAAUACUUAGUACCGAGGAAAAUCGUAAAGAAAGACCCGAGACAGCAAAUACAGAAAACAGUACCAGCAACCAGCCACCGAGGAACAACAAUUGGAGAAGUUCUGGCAGUGAGAGAAAUCCAAGACACGACCAGCCACGAAACAACUGGAAUGGCCAACCACAACACAACAAUCAUAGUCACCCACAAAGAAAUUGGAAUCAAAGGGGACAACAGAGAGAAAACGGCAGCGACCAGCCACAAAUCAACCAAGUCAGUGUAGAUGCGAUAGAAGAAGUAAACGAAAGAAAUGACAACCUACACACGUCACAUGCCGUCAAUAGUAUACCCACUAAUAAUAGAAUGAUUAGCCCAUAUAUACAAUGUGAAAUUGAAGGUGAGUCGAUGCAGCUAUUAGUUGACACUGGAGCAACAAUUAGUGUUCUAACAAAAGAAAUCGUGGACCGGAUUAUUCAAAACAACAACCGUGUACCAAUGUUACCGAUCAGUGGAGUCCAAAUAAGUAACGCUAUCGGGAAAAAGAUAUGCAAAAUAUCUAAACAAAUUUUUUGUGAAUGCAAGAUGGGACCAGCGACCAUUUUCGCGAACUUUGUGCAAGUGGAAAACUUAAACGAGAAGGGAAUAAUCGGGGCAGACGUUCUACGACAAUACAAUACGCAAAUAAAUUUCAGUAAUAGAACAGUGACAUGGAACAUAAAUCAAACAAUUUACCAUACACCAUUUGCGAACAUUGAACCAAAAGUCAUAACUGAGGAUCAUCAAAUGAAUAGGAUACAGAUCACUAGCAAUGAUGACGAGAACAACCAACACCUGGGGGACGAGCAGCGAUUAGAAUUUGCCCAGCUGUUGGACCAGUAUCGACAUAUAUUUUCCGACCGUCCAGGAAAAAUUGAACAAUAUCAAUGUCGAAUAAAAGUCAAAGAAGGGGAGCCAGUCUACCAGAGACCGUACCCUAUACCAAUGUCCAAGGUCGGAAAAAUGGAUAGAGAA
Messenger RNA from Rhopalosiphum padi (bird cherry-oat aphid), 2472 nucleotides. RefSeq lists its product as uncharacterized. Gene Ontology annotation, biological process: proteolysis. Gene Ontology annotation, molecular function: aspartic-type endopeptidase activity. The record is from RefSeq and is a predicted model, not a curated record. NCBI's taxonomy places the organism in Eukaryota, Metazoa, Arthropoda, Insecta, Hemiptera, Aphididae. The transcript has a single exon. The annotation marks the transcript as partial.